CAUGGGCAUCAUGAACUCCUUCGUCAACGACAUCUUCGAGCGCAUCGCCGGCGAGGCGUCGCGCCUGGCGCACUACAACAAGCGCUCCACCAUCACGUCGCGGGAGAUCCAGACGGCCGUGCGGCUGCUGCUGCCCGGCGAGCUGGCCAAGCACGCCGUGUCCGAGGGCACCAAGGCUGUCACCAAGUACACCAGCUCCAAGUAAACGCCUCCUUAAAAUACCAUUUAACCCAAAGGCUCUUUUAAGAGCCCGCCACUUUUUCAAUAAAAGAGCUGUACAGUCAAGUAAGAAACCUUAGAGUAAUUGUGCAAUCCUUAACUUAAACGGUUUUUUUGUUUGGGGUUUAUUUUAGUUUUUCAAGGUUUUUGGGUUUUAGAGGCUAAUUGUUUUGUUAAAAAUAUUAGUUAUUUUCAUAAAAUACUACUCUGGGUUUGCUACAUUCAUGAACAUUUACUAACUGAAAUGUAUCUGUAAAUUGUUUUAUAUUGCUGGGGGUAUUGGAUUCUUUUUUAAGGUGGUGCUUUCCUUAAUUUAUGGUUUUCAGAAUUUUCAAUAACGUUUUAUGUGAGCAAAACCUUACUACUGCAGGUUUCAGUGUUGCAUGUGUUGAUGCAGAUAUAGUUACAAUACAGAUAUUGUUUAAUAUUUUCAUCAGUAUCAGGGUCUUCAGGGAAUUAGCAGAUGUAAUGCCUUGUAACCGAAGGAUAGAAAGCUUUCUGGAAUUUUCUAGUAAGGAGGGAAUUGAAGUUACUAAUGGAUACUCAUCCAUUAAUAUACAGCAUUGCUAUAGUAAGAUCUACCACUCGAUGGCGCUCAGCCUCUGUGGUUUUUGGGGGCUGGGGUUAUUUUUUCGCAGGAGAAAUGCGUACAGCGCACUAUAAAAUAAAAGAAUUUAUGUACCCACAA
Molecule: messenger RNA, 907 nt
Organism: Parus major (Great Tit)
Lineage: Eukaryota; Metazoa; Chordata; Aves; Passeriformes; Paridae
Product: histone H2B 1/2
Exons: 1
Coding region: 2-205 (67 amino acids)
Cellular component (GO): nucleosome
Molecular function (GO): protein heterodimerization activity; DNA binding; structural constituent of chromatin
Source: RefSeq, a predicted model, not a curated record